Molecule: messenger RNA, 4829 nt
Organism: Ostrea edulis (European flat oyster)
Lineage: Eukaryota; Metazoa; Mollusca; Bivalvia; Ostreida; Ostreidae
Product: segment polarity protein dishevelled homolog DVL-3-like
Exons: 16
Coding region: 84-2426 (780 amino acids)
Biological process (GO): canonical Wnt signaling pathway; intracellular signal transduction
Cellular component (GO): cytosol
Molecular function (GO): frizzled binding
Source: RefSeq, a predicted model, not a curated record
AUUCAGAUCAACGGGGCAGCCAUCUUGGUUAUAAUUGUAAACAGUCAUUGUGGUAUCAUCCAUUGAUUUCUCCUUCCUUCGGGAUGGAAGAAACAAAAAUUAUAUACUACAUUGACGAUGAAGAUACUCCAUAUCUCAUUAAGCUUCCAAUACCAGCCGAUAGAGUAACGUUAGGUGAUUUCAAGAAUGCUUUGAAUCGACCGAAUUAUAAAUUCUUUUUCAAAAGUGUGGAUGAUGAUUUUGGGGUUGUAAAGGAAGAAAUAAUUGAUGAUGAAGCUAGGUUACCGUGUUUCAAUGGACGUGUUGUGUCUUGGUUGGUGCCCGCGGAGAACAGCACAUCUGAUACUCAAUCACAGUGUACGGAUUCUGGUACGGGUGAUGUUCACGUUCCACCAGAGAGAGUUGGAGGCAUAGGAGACAGCAGACCUCCAUCAUUUCAUGCAAAUGCAUCUGUGGCUAGUCGAGAUCAGACCUGUGAUACCUGCACGGAAACCGAUUCGGUCCUAAGUUCUCGCCGUGAUGGACGAUCUAGACAAAGCUAUAGCCACUAUAGAAACCAUCACCGCCUUAACAAUGAGUCUAACGCACCUCGUCUCAAUGGCCACCCUAAACAUGACCGACACCGUCACAUAUAUGGAGACACCUCCACCAUGGCUAGUAGUGACCUUGACACAACCAGUUUCUUUGAUUCGGAGGACGAUAGUCGAUUCUCCACAAUAACCGACACAACCAACCGGUCCUCCUCUCGAUACGGGCGACAUCGACGAAGGAGGCGGAAACACAAACUACCACCAAUCAGCCGCGCAUCAUCUUUCAGCAGUAUCACAGACUCCACCAUGUCUCUUAACAUUAUCACGGUGACUCUAAACAUGGAUACAGUGAAUUUCCUAGGAAUCAGUAUCGUAGGCCAAAGCAACAAAGGAGGAGAUGGGGGGAUUUACGUUGGAUCUAUAAUGAAAGGAGGUGCUGUGGCCCAGGAUGGCCGAGUUGAGCCAGGGGACAUGAUUCUGGAAGUGAACGGUGUCAGUUUCGAGAACAUGAGUAAUGAUGAUGCUGUACGGACACUGAGAGAAGCUGUAACCAAGCCUGGCCCUAUAACUCUAGUCGUAGCCAAAUGUUGGGACCCUAAUCCCACUAAAGGGUAUUUCACAGUUCCGAGGCAGGAACCUGUACGACCUAUUGACCCUUCAGCCUGGGUGGCCCAUACUACGGCCAUGCAGAGAGAGUACAUGAAUCGUAUUGGUGGUCCUGCCCCCUCCAUCAGCAAUAUGACAUCUACAAGUUCUUCAUUGACCAGCUCAAUACCUGAGUCUGAAAGGUUUGAUGACCUGAAUCUCUCGAUUAAUACUGAUAUGGCUACAGUGGUGAAAGCCAUGGCCCAGCCUGACUCGGGUCUGGAAAUUCGUGAUAGAAUGUGGUUAAAAAUUACAAUACCCAAUGCUUUUAUAGGUUCAGACCUUGUAGACUGGUUGUUUACACAUGUAGAUGGAUUUGCUGAUAGGAGGGAUGCCAGAAAAUAUGCCUGCAAUUUAUUGAAAGCUGGAUUCAUUCGACACACAGUCAAUAAAAUCACCUUCUCUGAACAGUGCUAUUACAUAUUUGGAGAUAUUUACGGAAAUGGGCCCAUGUAUCCAGAUCUGUCAGCAUUAAGUCUGGAGGAUGUGGAUUCGGUGUCCGAGGCCGACCGUGACACACUAGCCCCCCUCCCACCCCCUCACUGGAACAACCAAUACCCAUACAGCAGUAACCCUAGCUACCUGCCACAAAACCUCAGUUACAUCCCUCCAUAUAGCUACACAAGCACGGACUCUCAGAGUUAUAUGGGUAGCUUUGUGGAUGGGGAUAAGAGUGUGGUCAGUGGAAUGACGGGGCUCACUGCGGGAGCUGGGGGUGCAGGAGGGGGCAAUAACAGUGCUGGAAGUGUCCACAGCGCCUCAGUCGCCCCCAAAGACUGCACAUGUAUUCUCAGUACUUACAAUCAUAUCCGAAAAUUAUGGACAGACAAAGAUAAAGAACUAUACAAUCAUCAUCAUCAGCAUGUACAUAGUACAGGAACCCACACAGGGGGAAACCCACCCCCUACAGAUCACCGGCCCGAUAACUCCAGGACACAGGGGACAUUGACAGGGGCAAUUAACUCCGUAUCCGACCCUAGGAUCCAAGCGGCUUAUUCCAAAACCUCUCUAGCUAGCUCCACUGGAAGUAGUGCUUCUGGGAGCAGUCGGAAGGAGAAAGACAGGAAGUCUGGUAGUCCAGGAGGAAGUGGCAGUGACUCCGAUAAUACGAGCUUGGCGAGUGCGAGGCGAGUUAAUCUUGUACCAUCACCGAGAGAUCUAUCUAAUGUGCCACAAGAUCUCAGCAGUAGUAGACAGUCUUUCAAAAUGGCAAUGGGAAAUCCUUGUGAGUUCUUUGUGGAUGUCAUGUGAUCAGUCAUGUGGCCCCUUUACAGCCAAUCAGAUUUCAUACAAAAGUUUGCAUGAUCCUUUUUUCCUCUCUAAAACUUCGUUUUGGUUUUUUGGCUGCAAUAUCAAAAAGGUACAUUAUCGAUACAGCUGGUUUGUACAAGGACAGCCAGACUCUGUUUACUUGUAUGUGAGCAUUAUGAUACAAAUCUGUUUUGUAUAUUAGAAUAAUUUUAUAGUUGCAUGAUAAUUCAUUUUAUUUGUGAAACAUAUAAUUGAUGUUUUAUAGCAUGCCUGCAGAAGUAUUAUUUAUUUAGAGAAACUGUGUGAGAGAUUUUUGAAACGUAAGAGAGAGGGAGACAGAUGUGAGAGACUAUAUCAAUGUGAAUGUUAUUUGUAUAAUUUCAUGCUUGUUUUAUAAAUAAGUGUCUCAGAGUGCAAUUUAUCAUGUAUUUCAUUUGUUGUAAACUUGGGUUUGUUUAUCAUGUGAAUGUCUGUUGUAACCAAUACCAGGUUAUCAUAUACAUAUGUAUUUCUCAGAAUAAUGGUGCUUUCCUUUUUCGCUUACAUAAAGAAACAAAUGUAAACUAACAACACUCAGAACUCUGUAUGAUUAUACAUAGCUGAUGCUGCUGACUUUUCUCUCUCCUGUAGGCGACUCUGUCAUGGAUUCAUGACCUUUGGCCCUCCUAGAUCCUUCUAGUGUCCAUGGCAACGACUUCCAUAUAUGGAGUGGCUGACGUGGUGCAUGCCCCGCUGCUCGGAGUCUCAUGCUUGGUGCUGAUUGGUUGGCUGAUUUAGUCGUAGAGGAAUACUGCAACAUAAUGUGUCCCCAUGUUUUACUCCUCCUCCCCCCUACAUGAAGUGUAUUGAAGUUGUCCAUGUUGUGGCUUUCUAUCAGUUGGCAUGGCUCAGACCUCAUGUUCAGCCUUAAUCCUCCUACUAUGUAUAGAUUUCUGUUAACAGUUUAUCUGGACUCUUAUUUUGUCCUCCUUUAAAACAACCAUAUUCUCUGCAUGAGUCUUCUCACCACAUUUGGAUCUCUCUCUGUCACUGGAGUCCAGAUUGAGUUAUGCAUGAGAGUUCUUUGAUAUCACUGCUGUAAAAUUAUACAUUCUGUCUAUCAGUUUUUCCCAAUUUUCAUUCAGUUUUCUUGGUUUUCACUUCAUUUUUGGUGCUGAUCAGUGUGAUUUUAAUUUCAUGUUAAACUGUUGCUGUGGUCACAGCUGCCAAAACCAUUUUAAGUACCAUAUGCAACAUUGCCACCCCUCCCCCUAUCAGAGUUUCAAGCUGGAAUUUGUAUUAUCAGUAGUGACUGGUUAAUGAUCCUGUCUUGUAGACAUGAUGGUAGAAUGGUGUCAUUUCAGUAUUUUUUAAGGUUUUUUUUUUUGUGCUGGAAAAUGCAAGAUCAUACAUGUUCCUAUAUCCAUUUAUGUUACUUGUGAAAUUGGGGUUGGAGCAAGCUUGUGCUCUCGAGGUUAAAAAACCAAAAACUAACUUUAAAUUUGUUCUGGUAAAUUGUAAUGUUUUGUAUUUGAAAAAUUUAGAAUCACUAAAUUCUCUGACAUUUCAUCUGUAAAAAUUUAGAAUCACUAAAUUCUCUGACAUUUUAUCUGUAUGCUUUUGAGUGUACUAUUGUAAUAAUGACAUAUUUUAGAUUGCAGUUCAUUUCUGUUUGACUAUAUAUAGCAAUUAGGUGAAAUUUGUGAUUUUUCUAAAGAAUUUUUUUUAUUCCUUGGGGCAAAUGAUAGCCCUUGUAGCAUAUGCUCCUUAAUUGUACACAAGUUGUUGUGAAUUGCCCACCAAACAUAUCCGAUCUUUAUUAUGCAAGGCAUUGUAAACCACUGUUUGUUGUACCCUACACCUGACAGCAGGUUGGGAUUCCAUCCUGCUACCGAUAUCAGUUUCUGGAGAGUUUUAUCUCCAGCAUUGCAGGCUUUUAUCUCUUAUCACCUCAUCAGUUCAGUUACAGAGUAAAAUACAUGUGCAUGCUGAAUUUCAUCCAUUAAGCAAAAUUAUGCUUUUGAAAGGUUGUAAAGUCGUGCCUUCUUUGAUGUAUAUACAUUUCUUGAUUGCUUCAGGUACAACAGAUAUGUUACAGAUUUCUUUGAAAGUCGUGUUCUUCAGAAGUAAACUGCCAUAGAGAAAAUAUUCAAAAGUAUAUUAAAAUAGGAUUGUCAAAUUUUCUGCAAAAUGUAACAAUUCACGACAUGAAAAAUCAGGUCGCCUAGCUGUAGUGGUUUGCUAGUGGGUUUCCUGUUUUGCUGAUUGUAGAUACAUCGAACAGACCUUUGAAACAGUCUUGCAAGUUUUUCAUCAAACCAUGUCAUAGAAUUGUCACUUAACCUAUUGUCACAUAGUAUUAUAUGCUGAAUUGUAGAAUGUACAUCGGGGUCACAUGACCUAUAUUAAAAACAUUUCACUGGC